Messenger RNA from Dermacentor albipictus, 531 nucleotides. RefSeq lists its product as uncharacterized. The record is from RefSeq and is a predicted model, not a curated record. NCBI's taxonomy places the organism in Eukaryota, Metazoa, Arthropoda, Arachnida, Ixodida, Ixodidae.
AAUGCAGCUCUAUUCAGCCGUCUCUCGCCCGAGCCUUUGCGCGUUUCCUAGCUAUAGUCUGCCUUUCUUACCGUUUGUUUCUCGUAGAGAACAGCUUAGGUCUCCCAAGAAGAUGAAGGUGUUGCUUCUGUGUGGAGUCAUCCUAGCCGGAGCUUUCCUUGCUGAGGCUGCUGGUGGAAGCGAGCUGUGCUCUUUGAGCAACGAAGGAUUCAAGGUAUUUUUGAAGUGCAUGGGAGACCACGUCAACCCAGAGUUCAAGGCAACAGUAAAGGAAGUCAUCGGCGACAAGACGGACCGUGUGUACGACAUCUUCAAGAAGCAGUGCGAGGCUGGAGUGGACUUCGGCGCCGUGCUGACGACGGUGUUCUCGGAUCAAGUAGCGAGUUCCGUGAGAAGCGCCUACGCUCAAUGCAAGCCAGUUCAAAGUUGAAGCGCUUCACCAUAACCAACGAACCCGAAGACAAAGAGUUCAGCAGUCCACAUGGUGGAGUCACAGUGCAAAUAAAACAGACACAAAGAACACAAGACAAA